Molecule: messenger RNA, 3294 nt
Organism: Bolinopsis microptera
Lineage: Eukaryota; Metazoa; Ctenophora; Tentaculata; Lobata; Bolinopsidae
Product: mitofusin-2-like
Exons: 21
Coding region: 20-2314 (764 amino acids)
Biological process (GO): mitochondrial fusion; mitochondrion localization
Cellular component (GO): mitochondrial outer membrane
Molecular function (GO): GTPase activity; GTP binding
Source: RefSeq, a predicted model, not a curated record
GCUGAGUGUAUCAGAUGACAUGACGCAGACGGGUUCCGGCUCCCCUGGCCUCCGACGUUCUCUCUCUCAGAUGGAUUAUGAGCUCCUCAAGCACACACCUGAUCUCACUAACAUUCCUCCAUUGCAAAGGUUUGGUUUUGCAAAGAAGCGAAUCAAUGAAAUAUUUGAGAAGUUCAAAGUCCACGUAGAAGAAAUGGAUGCCUUCAUUGGUAACUCCUACAUCAAAGAAGCUAAUGAUUUGCAUGGUGAACAUCUCGAUACACAGAACAUGUUACGCCAGAUUGAGAGUAUUGUACAAAUCAUCGACAGAGAUCACAUGAAGGUAGCCUUCUUCGGUCGGACCAGUAACGGAAAGAGUACAGUAAUAAACUCUAUGUUACGGGAUCAGAUUCUUCCUUCAGGUAUUGGUCACACUACUAACUGCUUCCUCUCUAUUACCGGGGUUGAUGUCCAGGAACCCUACCUGCUUAGACCUGACUCUCCCGACAAGAAGAACGCUCAGACAAUAAAGCGGCUAUCAAACUCUCUGAGUAAAGAGUGUUUAGAUCCCAAUGCUAUUGUCCGACUGUACUGGCCUAAAACUAAGUGUGCUCUUAUACGAGAUGAGGUGGUUCUAGUGGACAGUCCAGGUAUUGACAUGUCUCCGGAUGUAGACGGCUGGAUUGACACGCACUGUCAGGAUGCUGACGUGUUCGUGCUGGUUGCUAACUCAGAGAGUACCCUCAUGCACUCUGAGAAGAGUUUCUUCAAGCGAGUAAAUGCAAAGUUGUCACAACCGAACAUUUUCAUUCUCAACAACAGGUGGGAUUGUAGUGCUGGCGAAGAUACGGCUACUAGAGAUGAGGUGCGGUCCCAACAUCAAGACAGAACCAUUGAGUUUAUUGUGGAUGAGCUGGGUCUGAUGACGAGAAAGGAAACAAGUGAACGUAUCUUCUUUAUCAGCGCUAAAGAGGCUCUGAAGAUAAGGAUGGGACAAGCAUCAGAUCUCGCUCAGGGCUGGGAAGAAAGACACAAAGAAUUUGAGGAUUUCGAACAUAAAUUUGAGAAUUGUUUAUCAGCAUCGGCUAUAAACACAAAGUUCCAUUCUCAUGGACUGAGAGGCCGUGACAUUGCUAACAGCUUGAACGAAUCUCUCAAGAAAAUGGAGGAACUAUCUUUUAAUUACAGGAAGAAAUGUGAGGAGGAGAGAAAAAGAAAAGAGCAACAGCUAGACUUCGUCUUGAAGGAAAGUGAAGCAAUCAAACAUUACUUUAAAAAGAAGAUUGAGAGUGUCGGAUCUAACGUAGAAGAGUUAGUGUCGGAUGCGUUGAGAGAGGAGAUACUUAGGCUGUCUAACACUGUUGAUUCCUUCUCGUACCCCUUUCAGAAAGAUUUCAUCAACAAAUAUAAAGCAGAAUUAGAAAAUCAUCUGGAAGAACACUUAGGAAGAAAUCUGAUGGAUCGAUGUCAUAACAGGAUAUCAAAAGUGUACGAAGAGAUGAAGAACGAAAUGUGUGGAAGGAUACAGCAACUUAUGGAUGUUCAGCAAAGUGCAGCGAUUGGUCCUUCUCAACCUGCAAUCGAAAUGCAAAGUUCAUUUGAGCCGAUAUACCAAAUAGACUGUCAAUCCUUGUUCAUGGGUUUUCAAAGUCAGCUAACUUUCCAGUUUUCGUUUGGUCCCACUGCAAUGGCACGCCGUUUCCUUGGACCGCGAUAUUCUUUGUUUCUGCAAACUUUAGGGGAAUCCUCAUCUCCUCAACCUACCCCUAAUCCAGCACGAAGUCAGGUGACCCAGAGAGUACGGUCCCCAGAAGCGUCAGUAGCAAGACACACAACCUCAGUAACUGGAGAUGAUAACGUGCUGCUGGUGUUGGCUACUCAGCUCUUACCUGCUUUCAACACUAAGACUGCUUUCACUGCUACUGCCGUCAUCGCUGGAGUGUAUAACCUUGUAGGGUGGAGAGUGAUAGCUGCUACUGGUGGGGUGUAUGUGGGUCUGUACGGAUACGAGCGCUUAAAGUAUACCGAACGAGCCAUGGAGCGGAAAUUCAAACAACAGUUCUGUGACUAUGCCUCAAUUAAGUUACACGACAUUGUGACUUACACUGGAAAUUGCUGCAGCACUCAAGUGCAACGAGAUCUCAGCUCCACUCUAUCACGCCUAUUAACAUCUAUUAACGGAGGUAUUAACGUACUCAAGACACAAAUUGCCACUCUUUCUGCCGAACUGUCCAGAAGUAAAGACGUGUAUGAUUCUGCUACUAGCAAGAGGAUUCUAAACGACCACUGCAGAGAUGAACUGGAGCACUUCCUAAAACUAUUCAGCGUCACGUGAUCUGAUUUGUUCUGUUAUUCCAAACUAUAAUACACAAACUGAAGUUAAGUCACGUGAUAUGACGUAAUAUCACGUGAUAUGACGUAAUAUCACGUGAUAUGACGUAAUAUCACGUGAUAUGACGUCACAUCACGUGAUAUGACGUCACUGGUCCGUGAUCCCACCAGCCGAGUGGCAGUUACUUUGAAAGAAUGCGUCGUGCGACCAUGGCCGAAUUAGGAACUAAACAGUCGAAUAUAUAAACGAACAUGAAACUUUGUACUGAGUUAAGUUUAUUAUACGAUCAGCUUAGCAACCACUUUUAUUAAAUUAUAUCGAUAGUUUAUAAAAAUUGUUUAAAUCUGCGGCUAAUUUAUACGAAUUUUUAAUAACUUUAAUUUUCAUUCAGUAAUAAUACUUAUGAUCUGAAGGCGCUGACUUCAAAUAUAAUAAGGCUCUAACUUAUAGAGCUUUAAUAAAGAGCAAGUUAGUCAGGUUAAAAGAAGUUGGUCAGGUUUUCACUAAUGUGGAUCCGGGCUGUAUCACUAUUAUGUGACCACGUGAUAUAUUGCUCCUUCUGAAGCCACGCUAUCGUUAAUCAUCAUAUGUGGUCAAAUUGUUAACAAGUUGUACCCAUAACAAAAGAGACGUUAACUUUUACUUUGGGUAAAUAAGUCCAAAGUUGUUACAUACAAACGAUUGGUUUUUUACAAAGACAUUAAAAGUAGGGGUGAUUAUACUUUUUGGAAAUUAACGGGACCAAUUCUAUUUCUAUUAAGACUUGCUGCCAAAGCAUUUUCGUCAAACUUAUGAUUUUUUAGUUAUUUGAGCUUGUUCUUGUGUGAAUUCGAUCUUCAAAUUGGAGGACAAUUAUUUUUAUGAGAUAGCUCUGAUUUUCUAUUCUCGUGUCGGUGCAAUCUGUUUGAUUAGUUUUUAUUUGUUGCAACAUUUUGUAUAACUUAUUUCAAAAUUCAAAUAUACGAAGUUCGUAAAAUUAUCAA